AUUCAUCGCAACGAUGAAUGUUUGUUCAUGGCGGCCAUGUGAGAAAGUGUUUACAAAUAAAAGUAACAUUUAGAUCUAGGUCUUAGAUCUCUAGUCAUCAAAACUCUGCGGAUUAUAUUGACAAUAAAUUGAUAAUAUUGAAACCUUUUCGCCAAACCAGUCACAACCAACAUGGAAAUAGACAUCCAAGAUGAGAUUAACAAAGACGACAUUGUUUUCUACUCAGUUUUAUACUCUACAGUUACAUUGGCUUUUGCUAUUGCAGUGGUGUCGAAGUUUUUUACAAACGAAUUCAGAUUUGGAUUUCGCUCUUUCUUAACCCUUAUAAUUUUAUUUUUGGGAGAACCACUAUGUCAGUUCCUUGUAAAAGGCCCACAAGGAUUGUUACUAUUUUCAGUUGGGUGUUUGAUCAUCUAUUCAAUCUUACCUGCUAACAACCUUCCAGCUGAUAAAAAAAGUGUUCUCAUAACAGGCUGCGACAGUGGAUUUGGAAAUGCACUUGCCUUGAAGUUAGACAGUUUGGGAAUGCAAGUGUUUGCUGGAUGCCUUGAUGAGCAAGGUGCUGGAGCCAAAGACUUAAAAAGCAAAUGUUCCGAUAGAUUAAAACUCUUACGUUUAGAUGUAACCAAACCAAAGGACAUUGAAGCAGCUGCCAGUCUGAUCAAAAGCACUGUUGGGGAUGAGGGUUUGUGGGGCCUAGUAAACAAUGCUGGUGUCUGGUACUUUGCUGACCUGGAAAUAACUUCAGACCAAAUUUUGCAGAAGGUAAUGGACGUCAAUCUGUUUGGUGCCAUUCGUCUGACCAAAGCUGUGCUGCCAUUGAUCAAGCAAGCUCAUGGAAGAAUUAUCAAUGUUUCCAGUUUAUUAGGAAGAAUCUCUUUGGAAGGUAAUGGCGCCUACAGUAUGUCCAAACAUGCCCUUGUGGCCUUCAGCAACACACUAAGGCUUGAGAUGAAGAAGUGGGAAGUGGAUGUGUCCAUAGUAGAACCAAUAGCUUACUAUACAGGAAAUAUGCAAGGAGCUGCUUUAAUGGAAAGGAAAGAGGAAUUGUGGGAUUCUUUAAAUGAGGAAACCAAAAAGAUCUAUAACAAGGCAUAUCUGGAUGAUGCUUACUCUCACUUGGACUCAUCAUUUCAAAAAUAUUCGAAGGAUCUCACGCCAGUUAUCCGAUGCAUGCGAAGUGCUCUGCUUUCCAAGCGACCAAAAGAACGCUAUCCUUGCGACACCGGGGCCGAGAUACUUUUCUUUCUUUGCCCUCUAUUGCCUGUCUGGCUCGCAGACUGUCUUUCAAACAGUAUCUGUGUUCUCCCCAGACGCCUUCGCCUCAAUGCCUACUGCGAAGGAAAGUGAGAGCUGCACAAUAUUAUUUCCCCUGAUCGCCUAGAGUUCUCUUUCCUAGAGGAGCGUGAUGAAAUGUGUUCAGUGUGUAUUGCAUAAUAAGUAUUACCAAUGUCAUUUGUUUUGAAAGCGUGAUCUUUGGUUACACUGAGUUAACUUGUGUGUGGUGUACAAAAGAUCAGAUGUAUUUAAAUUCUUUAUCACAUUUACUCUAUUUAUAAUUUUUUUUUAUUAUUCACUAUUUGCUGCAGGAACAAAGACAUUUAGUAUUUCUAUAUUUAUAUCUCUCAGCUAAUUGAAUGCAUUGCUUAUUAUUGUGUUGUUUUUUUUUGUUCAGAAACAUUCCCUUCCUUUGAGCAUUAGUAACCCUACUUGGGCCUGAAGUAGGUCCAACGGUGAACGCUAGAAUAAAUGCCACUACGUGAAUUCUAAGUCUAAAACUAAAACAUUUUUCCUGUGUGUCUUUUCAAACUGAUUGAAUUCAACACUGAUGCUCAAAAUGUGACAUUUAAUGAAUGGAUACUAAUUCUUGUUGUCUAAGGCUUUCGGGAUGAGAAAAGUUGUGUGAGCUUUCUUGUUCAUUUUGUCUUUUUAAUGUUGAAAAAGAUAGUUGUUUUGUGUGUGUUUUGUUGAUAAUCUUUUUUUUGUUUUUGAAAUUAUUGUCAAUGUUUUUGCUAUAAGAUUAUCUCAAGAGGACACACUUGAUGCUAAGGGGUUAUCUCUGUACAGAAAACUAUUAUUUAUUUGAGAAAAUCAAAGUGUAUUAGAUAGGCCAUAGACAUAUUUUAUUAUGCACUAGGGGUUGUAACUGUCAUUAAUCAAGUUUGUCUCAUGCCAAAAUAUUGACACAUAAUGAACAGCUAUUAUAAAUGAGCUAGGUGAUGGAGAAUGAACCAGAUCAUGGUGAAUGAAUUAGACCAUAGUAAAUGAACUAAACCCUGUUUUGUUUUUAGAACUUCCUACACAAGUUUAGAACCCCUGAACUGAGUUCUUAAAUUAUUUUAAAUAAUGUAAUGAAAUCAUUUAGUGACUUCAUUCAGCAGUCCUGUAUCAUUGUGAUGUGAAUGAACUUGUUAUCUCUUUGACCUAAUGGCCUAAAUAACAAAAUAACAAUGUGGUGUGUAUUUUUUUCUUUUUCUUAAGGUUUCAUUGAGCAAGUCUGUACAAUUUAUUUUAUAUGCUCAGUGCAUUCUGAAGCAUACAAAAAAGUUCUGAACUAAAUACUUCACCAGCCUACUUGACUCUAAUUAUCAUGACUGUCACAAAGUUCACCAAAACUACUGGACUCUUAGUGAAGCAUGACUGUCACAAAGUUCACCAAAACUACUGGACUCUUAGUGAAGCAUGACUGUCACAAACAUUUCUUAAUGAGCUCUAUGAUGGCUUAGAACACUGACCUAUAAAUUCAGCUAAAAACUUUUAAAAUCCAGAACAAAACUGAAUAUUUUGUCUUUCCCCCCCCCCCCCCUCCCCAAUUUAAAGAACUCAAAUUUGACUGAUAUGUGUGUUGCUAUUGUCUGUAAACUGUCAUGUUCAAUUUCAAUCACUUCAUACGUUUAGACUAUCGACUUCAACCCUGUGCAAUAUAUUUUAAUUUAUUUGAAGUUUUGUUUUGUAGUUGGAAUUAUAUACAUACAAAAGCAUUUGAGUUGUUGUUGACAGUAGAAAAAUUAAAAUUCUAGUAAUUUGUUUACAGUAAUUUCAAUUAUUAGUUUCAAGUUUUCUGUUUGAUCAACACAAUGUUCUCUUAAUUGACUGGACCGAGAGUCUGAUGAAGUGGAUGCAGUUGUGGUGGUUAAAUAAAGAGUGAGGCAUUUUUGAAGAGGCUUAAAGUUCCCUUGGUACCUGGACAUUAUCUAUGGUCUGUAUAUAGAUUACAAUUCUACUUCAAUGAAAUGACUUUCAGCACAUCUCAGAUGAAUGCAUUGGAGCACCAUAACUGGUUUCUCUCGAAUGCACUGGAGCAGUUUAUUGAGUCAUGAAGCACAUAUGUCUAGACUCUAAAAUGAUGUGAAUUUUAGUUCAUUUAUUGAUGGGCAUUCUUGUAUUUAUACAUUGCAUUUAUUAGCUUAAUUCUAGGAUAGUUUAUCUAACAAUUUCGUUGAAUGUUAUAUACAAGUCUUUUUUUUUUGUUUUGUCUGUAAAUAUAUAAUGUUUAAAAUUGCAUCAAAAACGUUAAAUUUAUAAAGUAUUUUGAAUUUCAUAAAGCUAAUGCUUCUUUAAGUUGGCAUUGCUAGUAUGUGCAUUAAGAAAUGAGCAUUGCCAACUGUUGAAAUAAAAUAUUGUCGUCAAUUCAAAGUGCUUUAAAAAAAAUGUCCUUUUUUUUUGGUUGUAACAUUCAUUGAAAGCUUGCAACUUGAAUGUUACAUUUGAAAUGUCAACUUGUAAUGUUGUGAUCAAUAAAAAUUCUUUCAUCAAGA
Molecule: messenger RNA, 3758 nt
Organism: Biomphalaria glabrata
Lineage: Eukaryota; Metazoa; Mollusca; Gastropoda; Planorbidae
Product: retinol dehydrogenase 7-like
Exons: 7
Coding region: 172-1350 (392 amino acids)
Molecular function (GO): oxidoreductase activity
Source: RefSeq, a predicted model, not a curated record